GAGGAGUAACGCGAUGUUGCGCGGGGGGAAAGACUAAGGCCAGCCCUCCCUCGGCACCGCCACCCCUCCCUCUCCCAGGCCUGCGCGUCGCCGAGAUAGCGCCGGCCGCACCCCCUGCUUCGAAGCCUCGAGGCGGCGCCGUUGGCUAUGUAGGGAAACCCGAAUUGGGGGUGGUGGGGGGGGCGGAUUUCAAGGCCGCAGCGCGUCUCCUCCCGAGCGUUCGGGAGGGUCCCGGCGGCGCUUGGUGCAUCGGGAGCCGAAGAACCGGGAGUUGAACACCAACGAGCUAUCCACGAGCACUCGGCAGUCAAGAUGUUCUCCAAGAAACCGCACGGUGAUGUGCGGAAAUCCACCCAGAAGGUGCUGGAUACCCGCAAGGACCCGCUAACCCGGCUGAAGCACCUGCGCGUGGUUAUUGAGAACUCAGAAUCUAUUGACCUUAAGCAGUUUUUUGAAUUACAUUUUUCACACAUAUAUUAUGUGUUUUUUGAAAAUUUUGUGACUAUUGAAAUAAGUCUGAAACAGAAAGGUCACAAAUCUCAAAGGGAAGAACUAGAUGCUAUACUUUUUAUUUUUGAGAAAAUUUUACAACUUCUUCCAGAAAGAAUUCACCAGAGGUGGCAAUUUCACAGUAUUGGCUUAAUUUUGAAGAAACUACUUCAUACAGGGAAUUCUUUAAAGAUUCGUCGUGAAGGUGUGCGUCUAUUCCUCUUAUGGUUGCAAGCACUUCAAAAUAAUUGUAGUAAAGAACAACUGUGUAUGUUUUCUUGUUUAAUCCCUGGAUUUCCACCACCACAGUCUGAACAUGGGCCUCAAACACUAGAUAAUCUGAUAAAUCCUGUGCUAAGUGUACAAGAAACACAAGUGACUGUAGAAGAAAUUACUCCGCUUGUCCCUCCACAAUCAGGAGAUAAAGGACAGGAUGAUCUAACAAGCUAUUUUUUAGAAGCACUUUUAAAAUACAUAGUAAUUCAGGUCAAAAGUCUGGAAUGGAAGAACAGAGAAAACCAAGAAAAGGGAUUUUCAUUCUUAUUUUCACAUUUUAAGAAAUAUUACUUGCCUUAUAUUUUCCCAAACAUGUGUAAGGAGAACAGCUUGUAUAAUCCAGUACUUGAUAUGCCUCAGAUGAGAGCAAAGCCACAUUAUAUAAUCAUGAAGAAAGACACUGAAACAAAUGAAACAGUAUAUUGCACAAAGGAACCUUUCCUUAAAGCUCGCGUUAUUGUCAUCAGAUGGUUGGUGUCUUUCUGGCUUGAGCCAAAACCUCUUGCAGGACCUCAGAUUCCUGGAAUGGAAGGGGAAAUUGUGCCAAAGAAUAUUCAGAGAGUAGCUGCUAGCUUGGCUUCCAGAGAAGACAGCAAAAAUGAUACUACCGAUAGGUCUGAUAGAAAUCCAGAAGCUGAACAAUCUCAUUCUAACACAAGCACACUGACUGAAAGAGAACCCAGUUCCUCCAGCCUUUGCAGUAUUGAUGAGGAGCAUCUUACAGACAUUGAAAUAGUCCGCAAAGUUUUUUCUUCUAAGAGGAGUAAUGUUAACUUUCUCACAGAAAUAUUUCGUCAGGCAUUUUUACUGCCAAUAUGCGAAGCAGCAGCCAUGAGGAAAGUGGUUAAAGUAUACCAGGAAUGGAUCCAACAGGAAGAAAAGCCCUUAUUCAUGAAAGAACCAGAGGAAAUUGUUUCGUCUUUGAACAUAGACAAUGAUGAAAACAUUGCAGAACAUAAUUUGUCAGAGAAAGGAAAAGAAAGAGAGGAGGAAAGUACAGGUAGUUCCUGUCGAAAUUCAAAUUGGACAAGAAAUGGUUGUUAUCAGGAAGUUCCCUAUAAAAUAUCAGAGUUGGAUAACCUGGAACAAGGUAUACGAGCUGGAAUACAAGCAGUACUACAAGUUUUUAUAACAAAUUCCUCAAAUAUAUUUCUUCUUGAGCCAGCAAAUGAGAUUAAAAGUUUGUUAGAUGAACAUACAGAUAUGUGUAAACGCAUUCUUAAUAUCUACCGUUACAUGGUAGUACAAGUAACAAUGGACAAGAAGACUUGGGAACAGAUGCUGCUUGUGCUGCUCCGAGUAACAGAAUCAGUAUUGAAAAUACCAACUCAAAUUUUUCUACAGUAUCAAGGAAGAAAGAAUUUGACUUUAGCAGGAAGACUUGCUGGUCCUCUUUUCCAGACUCUUAUAGUAGCUUGGAUCAAAGCAAAUCUAAAUGUGUACAUUUCCCGAGAACUUUGGGAUGACCUCUUAGCAGUAUUGUCAUCAUUGACUUAUUGGGAAGAGUUGGCCACAGAGUGGUCAUUAACUAUGGAAACUCUAACAAAAGUGUUGGCUAGAAACCUAUACAGCUUGGACCUCAGUGAUCUACCACUGGAUAAAUUAAGUGAGCAGAAACAAAAAAAGCAUAAGGGCAAAGGUAUUGGACAUGAGUUUCAAAAGACAUCUGUAGACAAAUCAUUUUCAAAAGGCUGGAGCCGUGAUCAACCUGGCCAGGCCCCAAUGAGACAGCGCAGUGCAACAACUACGGGAUCUCCAGGAACAGAAAAGGCUAGAAGCAUAGUGCGACAGAAAACAGUUGCCAUGAGAAGCCGAUCCAUUGGUGAAUGUGCUCUGCCAUCGGCCUAUAUACGCAGUGCUAAAAGUGCUCCUGUUCUGAUCCAUACUUCCAAACCCUUCUUGCCUGAUAUUGUUCUCACUCCCCUUUCUGAUGAGCUUUCAGACAUUGAUGAUGCUCAAAUCCUCCCACGUCCGCCUCGCAUCCGACAUUUUUCACAAAGUGAGGAAACUCCUAGUGAAGUUUUUGAUGCACUGAAUGAGGAGCAACCACUUCCAAGAAGUAGCAGCACAUCUGAUAUACUGGAACCAUUCACUGUUGAGCGAGUCAAAGGUGCAGUUCCUGUCAUUGACGGUUCAUCCCAUCAUGCUCCAAGCUUACAGAGUUCCACAGAGGCCUCUUCAAUAUGUAGAUCCACUGAAAGUCACAUUACUGAUACAAAUAGCAGAGAGUCUUCUCUGGAAGUUGGGGAUAGUAUUUAUGAUCAUCUCUGUCAGUUGGUAGGCCCAGUAGAACUUGCAGAUGCAGCCUUUGAACAAAACGAAUAUGUUGACCUUGAAGGUGAAGAUGAUCUUCUUUCCUCUCUGAGAGAAUAUCUUAAAGAAAAAGAAGAAUUUUUCAGUAGCAUUGAGAUAGAUAAGCAUGAGUCUUCUCCUCAUGAAGUUGUUGCAGGAAUAAGUAGGAGUGAUAACUUGCCAUUGGAUGGAGUAGAGUAUACAGACCAGACUGUUACAUAUGCAAGUAGUACCACUGUUGCAGAAAAUACCAAUAAUACAGAACUACAAUUGGAACAAAACCAAACUGGCUUUAUAAGUAAUAUUGCACCUACACAAGUAGAUACUUCUACAAGAAACCAAGUUGAUAAUGCUAAACAAUUAAAUAUUGAUAAACACACCCAAAAUCUGCUUGAUCCCAGGUCAAGUAUCCCUAUUGACAAGGAAAGGAAGAGAUAUUUGUACAGACAAAUUGCCACUGAUGUAGAUGUAUCUGUGGAAACAGUGUUAGCUGAAAAACAUAAGGGUGCCCUCUUUAAUGAAAAAGUAACCAACACAAGUGUUACGCAUGCAAAGAAAAUGUCACAUAAAGCCUUAGUUAACCCUGAAAUGCUUCACCUUACAGGCAUGAGCAAAGUGACACCAACUAAGAGAAGUAUAUCUGAAACAGUAACUCAUAAGGCUAAAAUCAUGAAAAUAGCAACUAAAAAGCGAAACAGUGUCCAUGUUACUUUUAGGCCAUCUACUGAAUCUGUUCAGUUUUAUAAUCCUCUAGAAAACAAAGAGGCCCCAUGGAAAGCAAGACUGCGUAAACUCAGUGGUUUCAGUAGUGGGAUCAAUAGCAGCAGCAGCCAUACAAGUACCAGCUCAUCCUCUGGGGCUGUGCUGGUCAGACCUGGAAUCUAUAGGCAUCUAGAUGCAGUCAGUACAAUUUCUGCUAAUAGUAAGCAGAAUAAAGAAUCAGAUGUUCCAGCACUCACGCUGCAGAAGGAAAGUAUUGGAAUAAAUCAGAUGUCCAAUCGUAGCCCGCCUAAGCCACCAAGUCAGGAGUCGGGACAACAGCAGGGCUCCCUGGGUGGUGUGUAUAAAUCUGUUGUACAUGCUCUUUCGAAGCCGAAGGCAAAUGUUUCCCCACAGAGGCAGAGCAGAGUGCCAGCAGAGGCUCCACUGAGGGAUCUGUACAGUCAUGUAAUGGGCUAUUUUGGAAAGAAAGCUGCAGCCAAUAGGGAGGAUAUGAACCAAAAGCAGAUCCCUCUUGGUAAUGAUAAUGGCAGUAGUAAUGCAAAUAUUCCUGACCUCAUGGAUGAGUUUAUAGCUGAAAGACUGCGCAGUGGUAGUUCUUUGAAUGUGGCAAGAAGAGGGAGCAGUCCAGGAAGCUUAGAAGUACCAAAAGAUCUUCCUGAUAUACUGAACAAGCAGAAUCAAAUGCGUCCUGUUGAUGAUCCUGGUGUACCUUCUGAAUGGACAUCUCCUGCCAGCGCAGGCAGCAGUGACCUUGUCAGUUCUGACAGCCACUCUGAUUCUUUCAGUGCAUUCCAGUAUGAUGGCCAUAAAUUUGAAAAUUUCAGUUUAUGCCCUGAAGGUGGCACAACAACUUCUGCUGAAUCUGAUACAGGUUCCGGCCCUCAGCAAAGUGCUGAAGAACAAGAAGUGGCUAGUUUGACUACCCUCCACAUUGACUCUGAGACCAGCAGUCUCAAUCAACAAGCACUGUCUGCUGAAGCAGCUACAAUUACAGGUUCCGAAAGUGCUUCACCAGUUCAGUCUGCUCUUGGAUCACGGUCCCAGACUCCAUCACCUGCUACUUUGAGUGCAGAUCACAAUGAACAAAAGGACCUGCAAUUGGAUGAGAAACUCCACCACUCAGUUUUACAGACACCAGAUGACCUAGAAACCAGUGAUUUUCCAUCUGAAUGUUGCAGUGUGAUGGCAGGAGGAACCCUGACAGGAUGGCAUGCAGAUGUAGCUACUGUAAUGUGGAGACGAAUGCUAGGGAUUUUAGGGGAUGUCAAUUGCAUUAUGGACCCUGAAAUCCAUGCUCAGGUUUUUGAUUACCUUUGUGAGCUCUGGCAAAAUCUCGCUAAGAUUAGAGAUAAUCUUGGAAUUUCAAUUGAUAAUAUUACAUCACCGUCUCCACCGGUCUUAAUUCCUCCAUUGAGAAUUCUGACUCCAUGGCUUUUUAAGGCAACCAUGUUGAGUGACAAGUACAAACAAGGCAAAUUGCAUGCUUAUAAGCUCAUUUGUAAUACAAUGAAGCGAAGACAAGAUGUUUCUCCAAACAGGGACUUUUUAACUCAUUUUUACAAUAUAAUGCAUUGUGGACUGCUUCAUGCUGAUCAGGACAUUGUCAAUACAAUCAUCAAGCACUGUUCCCCACAGUUUUUUUCCCUUGGUUUGCCUGGUGCUACUAUGCUGAUAAUGGAUUUCAUUGUAGCUGCUGGCAGAGUAGCAGCAUCAUCUUUUCUCAAUGCACCAAGAGUAGAAGCACAAGUUCUCUUAGGCUCUCUGGUGUGUUUUCCAAAUUUAUAUUGUGCAUUACCAGCAUUGCACCCAAACACUCCUGAUAUUGUUGUGUCUCAGUUUACAGAAGUAAAGGAACUGGUUAUCAAAACAAUACUAAGUUCUGCAAAAGAGGAGCCAUCGGGACCUGCAAGAUGUGUUGCUCUUUGUAGCCUCGGCAUUUGGAUCUGUGAAGAACUGGUACAUGAAACCCAUCAUCCUCAGAUCAAGGAAGCUCUGAACGUAAUCUGUGCUUCACUGAAAUUUCCAAAUAAAACAGUUGCACAUGUGGCUUGCAAUAUGCUUAAUAUGUUGGUUCAUUAUGUACACAGGCUACAACUCUACCAGCCUGAUUCACCAUUAAAAAUUAUUCAAAUAUUGAUAGCUACCAUCACUCAUCUCUUGCCCAGUACAGAAGCUUCUUCUUAUGAGCAAGAUAAGAGGUUGGUGGUAUCUCUACUUCUUUGUUUGUUGGACUGGACAAUGGCAUUGCCACUGCGGACAUUAUUACAGCCUAUUCAUGCUGCAGCAUCUGAAAAUGAUAAAACUGAAAAAUCUGUUCUUAACUACAUAUAUAAGGUUCUUCAUGGAUGUGUCUAUGGAUCUCAGUGCUUCAGCAACCUGAAAUAUUUUCCAAUGAGCCUAUCUGAUUUAGCAUCUUUGGAUUACGAUCCUUUUAUGCAUUUGGAAAAUUUGAAAGAACCAGAACCACUCCAUUCACCUGAUUCAGAACGGUCUUCCAAACUCCAGCCAGUCACAGAAGUAAAAUCUCAUAUGCAACAAGGACUGAUCUCUGUGGCAGCUCGUACUGUGAUAGCUCAUCUGGUAAACCACUUAGGCCAUUAUCCAAUGAGUGGGGGGCCUGCUAUGCUAACAAGUCAAGUAUGUGAAAAUAAUGACAAUCCUUUCUGCGAGAAUCUUGAGCUUUCUCCUGAACUUUUUGAGAACCCCAAUCUCCAAUUCUUUGUAUUAAAUAAUACCACAUUAGUUUCAUGUAUACAGAUAAGAGCAGAAGAGAACAUGCCUGGAGGAGGUUUGUCUGCUGGACUAGUCUCAGCCAAUUCAAAUGUCCGAAUUAUAGUACGAGAUCUGUCUGGGAAAUAUUCUUGGGAUUCUGCCAUUAUGUAUGGGCCUCCCCCUCCAUGUGGCCUAAGUGGACCAACCACUUUUAUGCUGUCACUGCCCCAUCAAGAGGAAUCAGAAGAUGCCUCAGAACCUACUGCAUAUACAGAAGAAAUGUAUGUAAAAGAUGGAAUUACUUUUUCACUAAAAAGAAGAUUUAGAGACACUGUGCCAACAUGGGAUACAAUAAAGGAUGAAGAAGAUGCCCUUGAUGAACUUUUGCAGUAUGUAGGAAUCACUAGUCCUGAGUGUUUACAGAGGACAGGUGUGUCUCUCAAUAUACCUGCUCCUCAACCAGUUUGUGUGUCAGAGAAGCAGGAAAAUGAUGUAAUCAAUGCAAUCCUUAAACAGGACACUGAAGAAAGGGAUUUUAUUGAAAAACACUUCAGUGACUUAAAUAUGAAGGCUAUGGAGCAGGAUGAGCCACUUCCACAAAAACCCUAUUCGGCAUUUUACUAUUGCAGGUUGCUCCUUAGUAUUCUUGGAAUGAAUUCUUGGGAUAAAAGGAGAAGUUUCCAUCUUCUGAAAAAAAAUGAAAAGCUACUUCGGGAACUUCGACAUUUGGAUUCAGGACAAUGCCGAGAGACACACAAAAUUGCAGUAUUUUAUGUUGCUGAGGGACAAGAGGAUAAACACUCCAUCCUGACUAAUACUGGAGGAAGCCAAGCCUAUGAAGAUUUUGUAGCAGGUCUUGGUUGGGAGGUGAACCUCACAAAUCAUUGUGGUUUUAUGGGAGGAUUGCAGAAAAACAAAAGCACUGGAUUGACCACUCCAUAUUUUGCUACCUCUACAGUUGAAGUAAUGUUUCAUGUGUCAACCAGAAUGCCUUCUGAUUCAGAUGACUCUUUAACAAAAAAGCUUAGACAUUUAGGAAAUGAUGAAGUUCACAUUGUCUGGUCAGAGCAUACUCGAGACUAUCGAAGAGGAAUCAUUCCUACAGAGUUUGGAGAUGUACUUAUUGUUAUAUAUCCAAUGAAAAAUUACAUGUUCAGUAUUCAGAUUAUGAAAAAACCUGAGGUCCCAUUCUUUGGUCCAUUGUUUGAUGGUGCUAUUGUGAAUGGAAAAAUUCUUCCUAUUAUGGUUCGAGCAACAGCUAUAAAUGCAAGCAGAGCACUGAAAUCGCUCAUUCCAUUAUACCAAAAUUUCUAUGAGGAAAGAGCUCGCUAUCUCCAGACAAUUAUUCAGCACCACCUAGAUCCUUCAACAUUUGAGGAUUAUGCAUCUCAGGUCUUCUGCCCAGCAUCCUGCCACCAUUUGCCCCCUGAAACUGGGUCCUACCCAGAGACUCAGGCGUCCGAAGUUCCAGCAGCAGCGCAGAUGGACAGGUCCGAUCUAGCUUUUCCCAUUUCUCCACGGACUAGCAAGAGUCGCAUGUCCAUGAAACUGCGGCGAUCCUCUGGCUCAGCCUACAAGACUUAGCGAAGGGUAAAGCCUUCAGCCCCUUUUCCCCAGAUAUAAAUCUUUCGUCUAUGCGGGAUAUUUUUCCUUCAUUCCUCUGCUCUUAUUUUUAUUUUAAAGAAACAUACUGGAAUUUUAUUUCAAACUGAAAAUAUUUAGCUUUUUUGUUAGAAUAUUCAGCUUCCUGCUAAUCAUAGUUUAUCACUGCAGUGUACUUCCUUCACUGUUUUUUUUUUACUUGUCCUUGUAAGAGGAAACUAACAACUCUUUUUAACAUCUGUGAUUACUUACUAGCCACCCCUGAAGCUGGAAACUGCAGGCAUGUUCCACUCUUAUUUAUUGUGUAACCCUUUCAAAAUAAUAAAGAUGUCAUCUUUGAAGGAACGCAUGCAUACUUUCCAAACUAAGAUGUAUUUCCAGAGUUCUCAACAAAUAUCACUAGAAUUGACAGAAUUAUGUACAGAGUAUGUAUAUUAUAAGAAUAAACCUGUUCAAGUUAACGCAGACCCAUCAUCAGCUCCAUUAUUCUCAUUCACUGUUGGGCAGACUUAACAGCAAGCAUUUACUGUUAAGUGUCAGCAGCUUCCAACUUCCUUGCUAACAUUUGCUCUUCACUUGGCUCUUGGUACAAUCUUUCUCUUCCAAAGCUGAGAUUGUCCCUUGGUAUACCUGUGUAAGUAUACGUAUGCACAAUCACCUAUUUUCAAGCACUUUGCCACUUCAGUCACUUGCUUUCAAUUAAGUAACAUGGGGCGGGGGGGAGGCUGUGCCCUCAUAGUACCAAAUAUAUACACAAAUACAUUCCACUCCAAAUUUGCCACUACUACUCAGAAAUAUUUUCAUAAUGAAGAAAUGCAACUGUGUUGUUUUCCAUAUUCUGCUUUAACAAAACGUAGCAUGCCGCUGAUACUAACUGCAUGUGUAAAUAUAUGUUCCUCACCUGGGCAAUUAUAGAAAUAUAUAUUGAUGUAUUGGUUUGCUAUGUAGUAUAUACAAAUUUGUAAUGGUUGAAGAAAAUACAUGCUAUUUAAUAAUACAAUAAAAUUAUUCUUACCA
Messenger RNA from Candoia aspera, 9111 nucleotides. RefSeq names its product Ral GTPase activating protein catalytic subunit alpha 1 (gene RALGAPA1). NCBI's taxonomy places the organism in Eukaryota, Metazoa, Chordata, Lepidosauria, Squamata, Candoiidae. The transcript has 41 exons. The coding region runs from base 313 to 8076 and encodes 2587 amino acids. The record is from RefSeq and is a predicted model, not a curated record. Gene Ontology annotation, biological process: positive regulation of GTPase activity; regulation of small GTPase mediated signal transduction. Gene Ontology annotation, molecular function: GTPase activator activity. Gene Ontology annotation, cellular component: nucleus; cytoplasm.